Priapulus caudatus is the source of this 1585-nucleotide messenger RNA. RefSeq names its product peroxisomal biogenesis factor 3-like. Gene Ontology annotation, cellular component: peroxisomal membrane. Gene Ontology annotation, molecular function: protein-macromolecule adaptor activity. The coding region runs from base 73 to 1218 and encodes 381 amino acids. The transcript has 11 exons. The record is from RefSeq and is a predicted model, not a curated record. Gene Ontology annotation, biological process: protein import into peroxisome membrane. NCBI's taxonomy places the organism in Eukaryota, Metazoa, Priapulida, Priapulimorpha, Priapulimorphida, Priapulidae.
GGAGCGAGUACCAGUCUACCGCAACAUGACAACAACGGUGAAAGCUGGAAAUAUUAUGCGACAAAACUAAAAAUGUUUGCAUUACAAAAAGUUUGGGAUUUUACUAAACGGCAUAGAAGGAAAUUAAUCUUUACUGGAGCGGUUGCCGGAGGUCUGGUAGCACUUGCAAGAUUGGCAAAAUGGAGACUAGAGGAAUGGCAGAAGAAAGAAGCCGAGGAGUCACUGAGACAAGCCAAAAAGCAACAUCAUUUUGACAACAACCAACGAACUUGCAACAUAACAGCGCUGUCAUUGUUGCCUAAUCUAAGGCAGAGGUUAGGGUUCUUACUGGACACAGACCUGCUAACCAAUCUGCUAAAGCAAUCGCCAGAUAAUAAAAUUGAAAUCUGGGAGGAGUUGAAAAUCAAAAGCUUUGCGAGGACGAUCAGCGCCAUCUAUGGUGUAUCGCUGCUCUUCAUUGUAUUGCGGGUACAGCUGAAUAUCCUCGGUGGUUACAUGUAUGUCGACAGUCUAACCACCAGCGACAGCUCUGAGUUGGAGGAAGGACUGUUGUUGGCCCCACCUUCGCUACAGAAGAAAUUUCUGGUAUUGAUUGAGUAUCUGCUGGGAAAAGGUGUAGAGGAUUUGACGGACAGGGUACGGUCAGCUGUUGCCACAGUGGUGGGCAGCCUAUCCCUGAAGGAACAGCUAACUCUCAGGCACACUGAGGAAAUCCUUGCUGACGUGAGGAAUGAGAUGGAGUUCCAUCCGAUUCAGAAUGGCUGCGAAGAGAUGGCGCCAGUUAAUUUUAUAGAUUUCGUCCUUCCGACAGCAGAUGAAAAUGAAGAGGCAAGCGACGAUGCUAGCAGUGACGAUGUGCUGCUGAAGAGAAUCACUACAGAUUUGAGAGACGUUCUAGAUAGUUCGGAUUUCCGGAAGGUUCUGACGGCGUGUGUUGGCCGCGGAUUUAGCCACCUUCUCGGCUGCAUGGCACAGUUCUUCCGGCCAGCUAAUGCAAGUUCUGCCGGCCAGAGUGACACGAUCAUUGUGAAUGCCAACGACGUCUCGAUGCCUCUUGCCAAAAUCAUUCCCAUUGUUAACGGACUUGUGAACACUGUGUGUACGGAUCACCAGGCUGGGCCAUUGAUAAAGCGACUGCUGCUCAUCGAAUCGAUGAAUGACUUUGCGGCAAACAUCUACGAGACGUUCAGUGAGCCACCGAUUCUUACGGCGUCGUAGCACUGUACAGCGUACAGCGUGAAGAUGCUUACUCCUGCGUGAUGGAGCAGCACAAGUGGGCCUGCAGUUUGACACACUUAGAGUAGUCGGCACAACACGUCAACUUUCGUAGCUACUUGUUUUAGUAGUAAUAUUUGAAAAUGUUAUUUGUGGGGCAGAUAAAAUCAGUAGUUAAUAAUAAUAGAUCUUUUAUUAGUCACUCCUGAUAAAAAAUUGCUUUUGCUGAGCUGUCCGCUGGAUUUUGAUUAGAUGUACGAUUUUAUUGCCGGUAUAUUGACCAAUACCGUUUAUAAUGUCAUUCGAUUGUACUAUUAAUAUGUAAAUAAUCUGUAAUAAUGAGGAUUAAAAUUCGCAUUUAAAAAAAAUA